Toxotes jaculatrix (banded archerfish) is the source of this 7560-nucleotide messenger RNA. Its product is annotated as xenotropic and polytropic retrovirus receptor 1 homolog. Gene Ontology annotation, cellular component: Golgi apparatus; plasma membrane; cytoplasm. Gene Ontology annotation, molecular function: inositol hexakisphosphate binding. The record is from RefSeq and is a predicted model, not a curated record. Gene Ontology annotation, biological process: phosphate ion transport; cellular response to phosphate starvation. The transcript has 16 exons. Bases 466 to 2541 code for a protein of 691 amino acids. Lineage: Eukaryota; Metazoa; Chordata; Actinopteri; Toxotidae.
CUGCACCUGAAGGCCGCGGGAGACGGGAGGUGGAGAGAGGCAGAAGCAGAACGACAGGGAGAGAGAGAGAGAGGAAAGGGGGGGAGAGAUAGCAAGACCCAGCUAGCGCCUUCACUGUGAGCCUGUUUACCAGAAACUAAAUGCUAUUUUGCGAUAUUAGCGCCACAGAUUAACCCAAAAUUUAAGCAGUGUCUUUUGGCGAAGAUGUGACUCCACCAGCACUUCGUCGAGUGUUUCUAAAAGGAAACAAAAUAUGUGCCGGUAACUAGCUAGGUUGACGUGAAGACAAAAAGGGCAUCUCUCUGUCUUUGACCGAGCAGCCCGAUCGUAAUCUUCGGAUGAGAGUUUCUGUGUGAACGUUGGUGAACCAUCACGGCUAAACCUCCCUCUGCUCUGCCGAACUGAGCGGCUCCUGGUUCUAAUAAAAGACAGGCGAGGGGGGGAACCCACCAAACUGCCAGCAAAAUGAAAUUCACAGAGCAUCUCUCAGCUCACAUCACCCCGGAGUGGAGAAAACAGUACAUCCAGUAUGAGGCUUUCAAAGAGAUGCUGUAUGCUGCUCAGGACCAGGCCCCAUCUAUUGAAGUCACAGAUGAAGAUACAGUCAAGAGGUACUAUGCCAAGUUUGAGGAGAAGUUCUUCCAGACCUGUGAAAAAGAGCUGGCCAAGAUCAACACCUUCUACUCUGAAAAGCUGGCUGAGGCUCAGCGGCGAUUCGCCACGCUGCAGAAUGAGCUGCAGUCCUCGCUGGACGCCCAGAGGGAGAGCACGGCCAAUGCGCGGGGCCUGCGGAGGAGGAAGACGGUGUUCGCCCUGUCGCAGCAGGAGCGAUGUAAACACAGAAACAUAAAGGACCUGCAGCUGGCCUUCUCCGAGUUCUACCUCAGCCUCAUUCUGCUGCAGAACUAUCAGAACCUGAACUUCACAGGUUUCAGGAAGAUCCUAAAGAAGCAUGACAAGAUUUUGGAGACGUCGAGGGGUGCUGACUGGAGGGUGGCCCACGUUGAAGUGGCUCCAUUUUACACAUGCAAGAAAAUCACACAGCUCAUCUCUGAGACUGAGGCGCUGGUCACAACUGAGUUGGAAGGUGGUGACAGGCAGAAGGCCAUGAAGAGGCUGAGGGUGCCUCCCCUGGGAGCUGCACAGCCUGCUCCUGCUUGGACCACUUUUAGAGUCGGCCUUUACUGUGGAGUUUUUCUUGUCUUAAUGGUUACAGUGGUCAUUACAGGAGCUGUGGUUUUUAGUGACACUGAUGUUUGGCCCAUGGUCAGAAUCUACAGAGGAGGAUUCCUGUUAAUAGAAUUCCUCUUCCUGUUAGGCAUCAACACCUACGGCUGGAGGCAGGCAGGAGUAAACCAUGUACUCAUAUUUGAACUCAACCCCAGAAACAACCUGUCCCACCAGCAUCUGUUUGAGAUUGCGGGUCUGUUGGGGGUGCUGUGGUGCGUCAGCCUGCUGUCCUGUCUCUUCAGUGACAGCAUCCUGGUCCCAAUGCAGGCUAACCCUCUGGCUCUCUACGGCUUCUUCCUCCUCUUCCUCAUCAACCCCUUCAAGACGUGCUACUACAAGUCACGCUUCUGGCUGCUCAAGCUCCUGUUUCGAGUGGUGACAGCUCCGUUUCAUCGCGUCGGCUUUGCAGACUUCUGGCUGGCUGACCAGCUGAACUCUCUGGUGGUGGUUUUGAUGGAUCUGGAGUACAUGAUCUGCUUCUACAGUUUUGAACUGGACUGGAAGAAACACGAUGGCCUCAUCAGCAGUGGAGUUGGAGACGUGUGUAACUCCUACUCCUAUGGCGUCCGUGCGGUGAUCCAGUGUCUUCCUGCGUGGUUCCGAUUCGUCCAGUGUCUGCGACGUUACCGUGACACCAAACGGGCCUUCCCGCACUUGGUUAACGCCGGGAAAUACUCAACGUCCUUCUUUGUUGUCACCUUUUCUGCCCUCUACAGCACACACAAAGUCAAAUCCCCUGGUGAUGCCCAGAUCUUCUUCUACUUGUACAUCAGCUGUUUAGUGGUCAGCUCAUGUUACACACUGGUCUGGGAUCUGAAGAUGGACUGGGGCCUGUUUGACCGCAAUGCAGGAGAGAACACCUUUCUCAGAGAGGAGAUAGUCUACCCACAUAAGGCCUAUUACUAUAGUGCUAUAGUGGAGGAUGUGCUGCUGCGUUUUUCGUGGACUUUAACCGUCACCCUCAGCACAGUCUCAGGGUUUCAUGGCAUCUCUGACAUACUGGCCACUGUGUUUGCCCCACUGGAGGUCUUUAGGCGUUUUGUGUGGAACUUCUUCCGACUGGAGAACGAACAUCUGAACAACUGUGGUGAGUUCAGGGCCGUCAGAGACAUCAGCGUGGCUCCGCUCAACGCCGACGACCAGACCCUGCUGGAGCAGAUGAUGGACCAAGAAGACGGAGUCAGGAACCGGCAGGGCAAGAAGAACUGGAAGAGGAGCUACAGCAUGAGUCUACGUAGGCCACGGCUCGCCUCACAGUCCAAGACCCGUGACACCAAGGUUUUGAUAGAGGACACUGACGAUGACUCCUGACAUCAGGCCACGCCCCUCGCUUGGGUCCAGAAUUUAUUCAAAGGAGGGAACUCCGCCUCCUAACCAAGGAAUUACCCAGCGAGUCGGGCGUUCAACUCUCGACCAAGGACAAGCUUUAAACUCUGAUGCCUACAUAAUACUUUUUCAAUGCAUGAGCCUCUGCUUGAGUUCAGAACUCUUAUAAAAUGGAGGAACUUUAACAAACUUGAACAAACAACCCAGCAGGAAGGCCAUCAAACUCCUACUGCUACCUUCAGUAAUAACCAAGGGUGGGCUUAUCGCUUAAACUCUUACCAUACCCAAGCAGUGGGUGGAAAAAAACUUCCCUCCCUGACAUCCACAGCCACCCAGAGGUGGACUCUAGAACUACACUCACUCCUUAGCCAUUGCUUUGGUUCUCCUCAAAGCCUCAGCCUAGCAUGAUCAAUGCAGCUAAAUGGAACGCAAGCCGAUCACCCUGACAGGAAGCGUCCCUGCUCCCUCUCGGCGCCACGCCAACUCCCCACAAAGAGAGAAGCUGACUGCUGUUGAGGGCCAAAAGGUUUUCUCCCCACCUUUGGCUAUUAGUCUACACUCCCCAGCAUCCAGGUAACACUUAGAGGACGGCCUUGAAUAAAUGACCUACCAUUUGCACCUCAAGAGAUCUCGAGUCAACCUGUCAUUUGGACCUCGGAAUGAACCUGAAGCCCCCUUUUUUUUUCCUGUAAGAGAAUAAAAAGGGUUACAGAGUCGUCCUGUCCCCUCACUGACCCUUGGCGUUUACCCUGGUCAGUAGACUUCUGACAAACAUUUGGUACCACCAGUCAGUCACUGGCUUGACUGUCAUUGCUUUUCAGCUUGUCCCAUCAUCACAGAGCUGCCUACCUGCACCUUACAUGCUAUAGAGAGACACAGAAACAUGCACUUUGUAGGAGGAGGUGAAUUGGAAUGCCUAUUGUGUGUUCUCACACACACACACACACACACACACACACACAAAUAGUGAUUUUAAAGUUUUAUUGCUCAUGGACAUGCAAGACUCAACCAUCAUUCCUUUGGAGACCCUAGGUAGAAAUAUACACACACACACAUACAGACUAUAGAUUAUUUGUAACCGAGGUUGUAAAUAUGAAAUGGACCAAAGCAGGAGGUCGGUGUGAAAAUAUUCUGAAAAUAUUAAACACUCCCUAAAAACUACUGCUACUGGAUGGAACAGCAGCUGGAAUGACUGUUCAGUCGCGGAGCUGAGAAGGAAUUUUACCUUUGUUUCUGGAGAAAGAUCAAUUUAAUUGUUCUGCAGUAACUCCCAGUCAUCCUGUGUGGAAAAAAAAAAUCCUCCAUUGGAAACCUUCAAACAAACAUUUUUGCUGAAUGUACGCCAACUUAUUUAUGUAUGUAUAAGUAGGAGAGAUGCCUAAAUACCACCCAUCAACCCAUGUGGGGCCAAUCAGUUUUUAGUUUGAGAGACUAGAGUUAAGAUGAAUCCCAACAAAUUUUUAUAUUGACCCCUGAUGGAAAAGACUGUGCGAUUGAAAACUGCUGGUUUAUCAAACAGUAAUUGUCGUCUGUGAAAUUGUCCUUUAAAAUGCGAUGAUGAUGAUGAAAAAGGGGGUUGGUCAUCUGUCUGUCACAUACUACUUCAAACUGUUACACUCACAAGAAGGAUAUUGUAGUUAAACUGGAAUCUGACUGAAGUGGCUGUUCCAGCUGGUUUGGUGGUGAAGGAUCCAUGCUUGAAUCUGAUUGGCUGUGUUUACACAGACACGCGCUUCAUACUUUAAUGGUCAAGGUUGAUUUGAUAAAAAAAAAUAAUAUAUUUGUCUUGAGUCAAAGUCAUUUUAAUAUAUUUGUGUUUGGUGUGUAAUUGUACUAUUUAGCAAAUUUUGUGAGUCUCCUAUGAAUUCUUAAACAGGAGCCCUUUAAUUUGGCACAGUGGCAGAAAGAACCAGGUAUUUAUUUUAAUUUUAUUAGAGACAGUCUUCAGUUUGUAAUUUCACCUGCUUCCCAGUGAAUGUAAACUCAGAACUGCCUUGAUAAAUUCAGUAUUAUGUACAUUUUCACCGAUUAACUUCAGUUCUUUCAUUUUUCUGCUUCUUUAGUUUAGUUUUGCCUCCAUAAUUUUGCCCAGUCUCACUAUCACAUCAUCUGCAUAUUGGCAUCUAAUUUCUGAAGCUCUUUGUCAUCGAGUCAACACUGCAGGAACUAAUGUCAGUGUGUGCUGCCAGAUCAAGAGCCACAAAACUUAAAUCAUCCUCUGGGGUUUGAUAAAGACAGGUAGUUGUGAUUACACUGGAGAAAAAUAUUUUUCUAAAUGUUUUUAAUAGAGUGGCGGUUAUAGUGAAAAGUUUCUUUUUUUUCUGCAUUCACACAAGCAAAACAAACCUGUGAUGUUUUUAAGUGGUAGCUUUUUGCUCAGUUAGGGGAUCCAAGCAGCACAUGUUGCACUGUUUGUAUUCCUAAUAUAUUAAAUAUACAUUACACAGUGGUGAAAUGUUGUUUGAGCCAGAUUUGGCUGCAGAUUUCUGACACGGUAGUCAGCGGGUGUUCAUUUAGAACGUUAAAAAUGAAAUGUGAAAAUCCACAUGGUUUACCUCGCUGACCAGUAGCGAGCUAUCUUGACAGUUUAAACCUUGGAGGGGACUCAAAGAGCCACAAGAGGAAAAAAACUAUCAUAGCUUAGACGUUUGUUGCUCCGUUCACUUUAAUUGAACUUCCAUCUGUAGAGAACAGUUUAGUCUUCUGUUUCAAAAUGCAGUGCAUUUCAUCAGGACUUAGAUUUUUCCACUUCCAUGAAAAUUUUUCCUUUAGAACAAAUUUGAUCAUCAUAAAUCUGUUCCUGUGUUAUAAACUUCAUAUUCCAUUGUGACAGAUUAGAUGUGUUCGAAUCUGACCUCAGGACAUAGUGAGCACAUUUGCACCUUAACCUGCUGCUUCACAAGCAGGAUGUAAGCGUCUUGACUUCCUGUCACCUGUCCAACCCUCACCCCUUUUUUUUGGCAGUUCUUUAAUGAAUGUACCGCUCACAAACCUUACUCCAUGAAUGUAUGUUUCUUACAUGAAUACACCUAUAGGUCUGCUUUAGCUUAGCCGAGAAAAAUACGUGCAUCUAAAUCCAGGAAAUGACAAACAGGAUGAUCUCUGAAAAACUUACUGUGCUCCUUCAACACCACAACCAAGCAUAAUGAUGUUUAACUUGUUAUGAUUCUCUGUGGGUAAUUUUAAUAUUUCAGCUGCAGGCAGGCUGACCGGGCUCUCAUAGGGACCACGUUGCACUGGGCUUAGAGAGGCUAAAAUGAACCUGUUUUGUUUUCUGUCUACAUUCCAGAUGAUGCUUCACACUCCCAUCACACAUGAACUCACACAUUCGUAUGUAAAGAUGUUUGAGACUGUGACAGACAGGUGCAACCAUCCUCCCUUUUCCAGAUGUCAGUGAAAUGAACUCUGUCAGUAGAGAGUAGGGCUGGGUAUCAAACCUCAAUAUGUUUUUGUUUUAGGUACUGACAGAUGUGUUUUGGUAUCACGCUGUACCUGAAGCUGACAGUGAAUGUCUUGUCAAAUUUAGGAUUUUAAUUUCUCACUCUGUGUUCAGAUAGUUCCUGAUUUCAAUCAAAAAAAUUGAGCUAAUUUUAGUUCAUUUUAUUCAGACAUGGUUCUAGAUCAUCUUUAACACUUAAAAAGUUUGGCUUCUUUUGGCAAAUGAAAAAAAAAAAGAGUUGUCUAGAAUAUGAUGUUAAUGUUUUCCCUAAGUCAGGAGCCAAGACUGCUGAUACCCAGCACUACUCAAGACUGGUGGAACCUGCCGGACCAAACCGAAGUUCUUUCAGAAUGUUCUUAAGGACCUUUACAUAUAACUCUUGUCUUGUUGUCCAUAAGCCUACCUGUCUACCAGCUGGUUGUGACCAUGAUCUCAUCAGGUGCUUCACAGCAAAGCUGCACAUUAGGCCUCAUGCAAGAGCAUGUUUGUAUUCUUAUCAUAACCUUCCCUGACUUUUUUUUUUUUUUUCUUCUCUGUGAGGUUUGGUUGUACAAAGCGUUCCAACUCAGAUUCACCAAACUCCUUCAACUGGACAAACUUCAUUGGACUCAGCAGCCGUGCACUGUAAAACAUCACGCAGGAAAUCAGUGGAGUCAUCUAAAAUUAAACUGAAUUUUCAAAAUGAAUACGGCCCCCAACAUGUCACUCUGUGAGAAUCAGUGGUUACUGCAUGAGGCCUAAUGUCUUACAUUCCUCUACAUCUAGACUUUGCCAUAGCUAGGCUGUUUUCUCAGAUGUCUGUUGGGGUUCAUUAGACCCAAACAUGGAACCUCUGUAGUGAAGCAGUUUGAGAUUUUGAUCAGGAUCAAGUGGGAUGAUUAUCGAACGCGACGUCCUGAUGUUGAAAACGUUGUGUUAGUAGGAAAACAGGGUUGUCACUGAAGCCUGAGUUGAGCUCAGAUUCCUAAGGCAAACCUCUUGAAGACUUUUUUUUUUCCUCAAGUGAAGGGUUGUGAAUUUCAAAAGCCUGACCUUUAAGAUCAUCUGGUGUUUAGUGAUCCCUGCAGCUGUGAGGACACGGUGUGUUCUCUGAUCUGAUUGGAACACCUGUUGGCCUCACUGGACCACCGGGUAUGGAGUCUCUCAGAGGACAAGGAUCCAGGGACAUCAUUAUCUUCUUCUUCUUCUUCUUCUUUUUGUUUGAAGUAACUUGGUCUGAUUGAGUCAGAUGGGAUGUUUGAUGGUCUGACACACUUCAUUCUUUCUCAGCGUGGAACAAACACACCCUCGACCUGGGUCAGAUUUCCCUUAUAUCCACACAGGGAGAGCAUUUUGAUCCACAUUCUGACCCCUCUACGGUGUGACCCAGAGCUAUUGAUUAUAUUGAUUAUACAAUACAUUAUAUAUUGACGAAUAUAUUGAUUAGAAGCAUUGUAUAAUCGGUGACUGUGCUGUUGGUGUUGUCUUGUAUUUGCAGUAGCAGCGUGAUGCUACAGCGGUGCCUGGUUCACCAACCCCUGUUACAGUUUUUCAGUAAAAAAGAAAACAGAAAAAAACAGCUAAAG